Messenger RNA from Tupaia belangeri chinensis (Chinese tree shrew), 1524 nucleotides. RefSeq names its product keratin, type I cytoskeletal 24-like. The transcript has 8 exons. Gene Ontology annotation, cellular component: cytoskeleton. Gene Ontology annotation, biological process: intermediate filament organization; epithelial cell differentiation. The coding region runs from base 1 to 1524 and encodes 507 amino acids. The record is from RefSeq and is a predicted model, not a curated record. NCBI's taxonomy places the organism in Eukaryota, Metazoa, Chordata, Mammalia, Scandentia, Tupaiidae. Gene Ontology annotation, molecular function: structural molecule activity.
AUGUCUUGCUUAUCUCGCGUCUCCUCAGCCAAGGCUGGAGGCUGCAACUUAGUCAGGGUGUCUGCUGGUGGAAGCAGCUUCAGUGGUGGAAGCAGAUGUGGCCCGGGGGCCAGCUCUGUCCAAGGCUUCCGAAGAGGAACUGGCAGCUGUGGGGGCUCGAGCUGUGGCUUUGGAGGCAGCUUUGGAGGGGGCUUUGGUAGCUGCUCAGUAGGGGGUAGUUCUGGAGGAGUCUCAGGCACUGGGGCUGGCUAUGGUGGGGGCUCUGGACUCUGUGGGGGUCCUGGAUUCAGUGGGGGCUCUGGCUUUGGUGUGGGCUCUGGCUUUGGCAGUGGUGCUACUGGAGGUUUCUGCCUCUAUGGCAGCGGUAUGGGAGGUGGUGUUGGCGAUGGGGGGCUUUUCUCUGGAAGUGAAAAGCAAACCAUGCAGAACCUCAAUGACCGCCUGGCCAGUUACCUAGACAAGGUCAGGGCCCUGGAGGAGGCCAACACUGACCUGGAGCUCAAAAUCAAGGAAUGGUAUGAGAAAUUUGGGCCUGGAGCUGGAGAUGUUGGAUCUGGAAGAGAUUAUAGCAAAUAUUACCCAAUAAUUGAAGAUCUCAGGAACCAGAUCAUUGCAGCCACUAUAAAUAACGCCAACAUAACAACACAAAUUGACAACACUAGACUUGCAGCAGAUGACUUCAAAAUGAAGUACGAGAAUGAACUCUGUCUACGCCAGUCAGUUGAAGCAGAUACAAAUGGCCUGCAAAAAGUGCUUGAUGAGCUGAAUGUGACCACAUCGGACCUUAAGAUACAGUCUGAGAGCCUAACAGAAGAACUGGCCUAUCUCAAGAAGAACCAUGAAGAGGAAAUGAGCGCUCUGAAGAGACAGUCCAGUGGGGAUGUGAAUGUCGAAAUGAAUGCGGCCCCAGGGCCAGAUCUAACCAAGCUGCUGAACAGCAUGAGGCAGCAGUACGAGGAGCUGGCUGAGCAAAACCGCAGGGAGGCCGAGGAGCAGUUCAACAAGCAGAGUGCAUCCCUGCAGAAGCAGAUCUCCACGGAUGCUGGAGAGGCAAGCUCGGCCAGGAGCCAGAUCGCAGAGCUGAGACGGGUGUUCCAGUCCCUCCACAUUGAACUGCAGUCUGCCAUGGCCAUGCAAUGCUCCCUGGAAGGGACCCUGGCUGACACAGAGGCGGGCUACAUGGCUCAGCUGUCGGAAAUCCAGGUGAAGAUCAGCUGCCUGGAGGAGCAGAUCUGUCAGAUAAGGGGCGAGACCGAAUGCCAGAACGCCGAAUACGAGCAAUUGCUGGACAUCAAGACACGCCUGGAGAUGGAGAUCGAGACCUACCGCCACCUGCUUGAUGGAGGCAGUUCUGGGAACAAAGGAACUGGAUCUAGAGGAUCAUUCUCUGUGGACUCAAGAGGAGAAACCAGCACAACUCAUUCACGAGAUUCAAAUAAAAGCAGAGGCACCAGGACAGUGACAGAUAAUGGCCAACUGAUUUCAUCUCAAGUUAACAACGGUUCUGAUGUAAAAUUCAAAUAA